Molecule: messenger RNA, 2058 nt
Organism: Hordeum vulgare subsp. vulgare (domesticated barley)
Lineage: Eukaryota; Viridiplantae; Streptophyta; Magnoliopsida; Poales; Poaceae
Product: putative CBL-interacting protein kinase 13
Exons: 1
Coding region: 135-1670 (511 amino acids)
Biological process (GO): signal transduction; protein phosphorylation
Molecular function (GO): ATP binding; protein kinase activity
Source: RefSeq, a predicted model, not a curated record
UUCUCUCCAUUCUUUUGUCGAAGGGGGAAAUUUCAAUUUUUUGAAGGAAAUUCUCUCCUCUGGGUCCAUUCUUUAUCAGCAGUUAGCUAGCUAGUGAAGUUGUUUCAUUUCAUUGGGUUCUUGCUCGUGGAUCAAUGGCGCGGAUGGCAAGCAAGGGGGCCAGCGGGCGCGAGCGCGAGGCGGGGAAGAAGGCGCUGCUGCUGGGGCGGUUCGAGGUGGGGAGGAUGCUGGGGCAGGGCAACUUCGCCAAGGUGUACCAGGCGCGCAACGUGGCCACCGGCGAGGAGGUGGCCAUCAAGGUGAUCGAGAAGGAGAAGGUGUUCAAGUCCGGCCUCACGGCGCACAUCAAACGCGAGAUCGCCGCGCUCCGCCGCGUGCGCCACCCGCACAUCGUGCAGCUCUACGAGGUCAUGGCCACCAAGCUCCGCAUCUACUUCGUCAUGGAGUACGUGCGCGGCGGCGAGCUGUUCGCGCGCGUUGCCAAGGGCCCCCUGCCGGAGGCCGAGGCCCGGCGCUACUUCCAGCAGCUGGUCUCCGCCGUCGCCUUCUGCCACGCGCGCGGGGUGUACCACCGGGACAUCAAGCCUGAGAACCUCCUCGUUGACGACGCCGGCGACCUCAAGGUCUCCGACUUCGGCCUCUCCGCCGUCGCCGAGCAGAUGCGCCACGACGGGCUGUUUCACACCUUCUGCGGCACCCCGGCGUACGUCGCCCCCGAGGUGCUCUCCCGCCGCGGCUACGACGCCGCCAAGGCUGACCUCUGGUCCUGCGGCGUCGUGCUCUUCGUCCUCGGCGCCGGCUACCUCCCCUUCCAGGACCGGAACCUCGUCGGCAUGUACCGCAAGAUCCACAGGGGCGACUUCCGCUGCCCCAAGUGGUUCUCCCCGGAGCUCCUCCGCCUCAUGCACCGCGUGCUCGACACCAAGCCGCCGCGCCGCGCCACCGUCGACGAGAUCAUGGACAACGAAUGGUUCAAGGUCGGAUUCCGCCGCUUCUCCUUCCGCAUCGAGGAUGACCGAUCCUUCACCUGCUUCGACCUCGACGACGGCGACGCCUACGCGCCCACCUCGCCGCCCGACACCCCGCGGACGACGGACGGCAGCGACUACGGCGACGCGACCGAUCAGCAACAGAGAAUCUCGGGAGGGAUGACAUCGUGCGGAUCGGCGCCGUCGCUUCUGGAAGGGAGGUUCGGGCAGCUGGGCGGGAGCUCGCGGCGGCGGUCGAGCCUGAACGCGUUCGACCUCAUCUCCUUCUCCCCGGGGUUCGACCUCUCGGGGCUGUUCGAGGACGGCGGCGGCGAGGGGAGCAGCGGGGAGGGCGAGCAGCAGCAGAACGCCGCGCGGUUCGUGUCGGCGGCGCCGGUGGAGCAGAUCCUGGCGGCGCUGGAGCGGACGGCCGCGGCGGCGGGCAUGGCGGUGCGGGCUCGGGUGGACGGGUCGGUGAUCAUGGAGGGGACGCGGGAGGGCGCCAACGGCGCGCUGGCGGUGGCCGCGGAGAUCUACGAGCUGACGCCGGAGCUGGUGGUCGUGGAGGUGCGGCGCAAGUCCGGCGGCGCGGCCGAGUACGAGGAGUUCUACCGGGCGCGCCUCAAGCCCAGCCUCCGGGAGCUCAUGACCGAGGAGCCGGCGCCACGCGUCGGCUCCAAGGAGCUCACUCGGAGCGUGUGAUCGUGCCGUCCAUGCAUGCACGCACGGACCCACGUCUGUUUGACUCGUCGUAUACAUGGCGUCCGUAUACUUGGCCUGUUGGCCGUAGGGCUGUGCCUACAUACGUACAUAUCUGGCACACGAAUACAUACGUAUGUAUGUACCAAAAAAAGUAUGCACAUACACAUACAAUUUUUUGGGCGGUGAUAUGGAUGGUACCUAUUUUGAAAGGUCCAUUCCAUAAGGGUAAAAAUGGGGGAAAUGGGAGGAUUGUUGAUUAAUUAUUAGGAGAUCAUGUGUGUUAACUGGUAAGUGUGAGAUAUUUGAUGUUGUUUGAUGUAUGAAUUCGCUGUAUAUUUUGAUAAGGAAAUUAAUGAAACCGAUCUCUUUUUUUUGGUGUAAUCGAAAA